This is a messenger RNA of Astyanax mexicanus (Mexican tetra), 2072 nucleotides long. RefSeq names its product organic solute carrier partner 1a (gene oscp1a). Gene Ontology annotation, biological process: transport. The record is from RefSeq and is a predicted model, not a curated record. The coding region runs from base 264 to 1277 and encodes 337 amino acids. Gene Ontology annotation, cellular component: plasma membrane; cytoplasm. The transcript is spliced from 11 exons. NCBI's taxonomy places the organism in Eukaryota, Metazoa, Chordata, Actinopteri, Characiformes, Acestrorhamphidae.
GAACACUCCCGCUGCUGGUUCUGAACAUGGGCGGAGAAAUGCUGUAUAUUCUGGACCAGCGGCUCCGAGCCCAGCACGAAACAGACGAUAAAACCCAGAGAGGAGGUUGGUCAGAAGAUGACAGAAAAAGAGGUACACGGCUCCACCCCUCCUCCCUAUCCCACCAUCCCUGCUUAGUGACUAUAGUUUAGUCCCCUUUAGACUCCUCCGUCCUCCAGAGAACACCACGGUGGUGAAACGUGCUGAAUGAUAUAGUGCGCUCCAUGUUCAGUAAGGCGUUUAUGGAGGAGCUGAUGAAGCCGCAGGGUCUGUACUCUCAGCGAGCUCUGCGCUGUGUGCUAACACGGCUAGCUCACACCUCCAUCAUGAGACUCAACCCUGCCAGCAUGGACAGACUGUAUGAUCUGAUGAUGAUGGCGUUUAAGUAUCAGCUCCUGCUCUGUCCUCGACCCCGAGACCUGCUGCUCAUCACCUGUAACCACGUGGACGCGGUGAGGGACAUGGUGAAGGACAGUCCCUGCCUCAUCAACCAGAUCAAUGAUGCACAGAGACAGAUCCUGGAGAUGUAUACUCCUUUAUCAGACGGUGAGCUGCAGUUCAUAAGGCAGACCCUCCUCUCUCUGUUUCAGGACGUUCACGUCAGGGUGUCAAUCUUCCUGAAAGAGAAGAUUCAGAACCCAGACGGCCGUUUUGUUUUACCGACCUCAGGUCCUGUUCCUCACGGCUCAGACGUCCCCGGAUUAAUCAGGUGGUUUAACAGCAGGGGCAGGGAGGUGAGGAGGCGAGAGUUCCCGAGUGGAGGAUGUUACUGCAGCUCGUUGAGGGAGGGCUCGUUUGAUGUAGCUGGAGACAGAGUGACGCGUCUUGGCACAAACAUGUACUGCACUACUUCAUCUGAAGACACUCGCACCUCAGACUCCUCCAAGAACACCUGUAAAACCAAACAACAGGCGAGCGUGCAUCCGAACCCUCUGGCUAAGGAGGAGCUGAACCUGCUGGCGAAGCUGAUGGGGGGGAUGGAGGUGUGGAAUCUGGCGAGUGCAGAUGGAGGAGUGAAAGUGAAUCUGUUCCUCUCAGAGCAGGAGGAGGACGACGGGGGGAUCUCGUCGGGCGGAGAUGAGCCAGCAUUUGGUGUCAUAAAUAUUCAGGCAACACAGGAUCAUCAGGUGAACACUGAGUUAACUCGUAUUGCGGAGGAGUUGUUGGUGCAGCAGGAUCAGCCUGAACUACCAAGUAACAAAGGGGACGACCUGCUCGCCAUGAUGGACGAACUCUAAAGAAAAAACAAAUAGAGCUCUGGAAAAAAUAAGAGAGCACUUAAACAUGAUGAGUUUCUUUGAUUUUAUCAAAUUAAAAACCUCUGGAAUAUAAUCAAGAGGAAGAUGGAUGAUCACAAGCCAUCAAACCACCAAACUGAACUGCUUGAAUUUCUGCACCAGGAGUAAAGCAGCAUAAAGUUAUCCAAAAGCAGUGUGUAAGACUGGUGGAGGAGAACAUGAUGCCUGAAAUGAUGCAUGAAAACUGUGAUUAAAAACCAGGUUUAUUCCACCAAAUAUUGAUUUUUUAACUCUUAAAACUUUAUGAAUAUAAACUUGUUUUCUUUGCAUUAUUUGAGGUCUGAAAGCUCUACAUCUUUUUUGUUAUUUCUGCCGUUUCUCUGCAAAUUUUCUGUAAAUAAAUGCUCUAAAUGCUCUAGGUUUGUACAGUUAUAGUUUAACAGAAUCGAACACAUUUAGGGUUUUUUUCUGUUUGUUUAUAUUUAAUAUGCUAGCUGCUAUUAUGUAAAGGCUGCUUUAAAGCUUCAGCACAUGCAGGUAUUUGCAUCGAAAUAAAAUACAAUUUAAAAUUAAGGGUUGUGUGAAACAGUCAUUUAUAAGAGUCAUUUAUUUGCACCACAAGUAGUUGAUUUUAUUAACAUCAUAUCUACAGUACAUUUCUGAUCCAGGUUUCACAUUUUUACAGCUUCUGUUCUUCUUUAUUCUUGUUUUGCAUUAAAAUGAAAUAAAAACUUUAGAAACAAAUGUAACAACCAGCUGUAUACAAACAAUAAAAUGAAGAGGUUUUUGUUUUUU